CUUCGGGGCGGGGGAGGAGAAAAGGGCGGCCCGCAAGGCGGGCGGGGUCCAUGGAGUCGCUGUGAGGGCCGUCCGCGGCCUCGCUUUCGCCUCCUCCGAGCCGGGCCGGCGAUGGCCGCAGCUGUGAGGCGAGGUCGAGUCCAGUAGCGGCGCGCGGCCUCCUCGGGGGACUCGGGGUCCUGGUUGGUUUCCACAGCUCCUCCUAGCUGAGGGCAGAAGAAUAGAAGGAAGGUGAUAGGAUGUGAUGAUAGAAUUUGUGAUAGCCAAGCAACAACUUUUCCUAAUUCGGCAUGUUAAAAAAUAAGGGUCACUCAUCUAAGAAAGAUAACUUGGCAGUCAAUGCAGUUGCUUUACAAGAUCACAUUUUACAUGAUCUUCAACUUCGAAAUCUUUCAGUUGCAGAUCAUUCUAAGACACAAUUACAAAAGAAAGAGAACAAACCUCUAAAAAAAGAUACAAAGGCAGUAAUAGAUACUGGACUUAAAAAAGCUACACAGUGCCCCAAACUAGAAGAUUCAGAAAAAGAAUAUGUUCUUGAUCCCAAACCGCCACCAUUGACUUUGGCACAGAAGUUGGGCCUCAUUGGGCCUCCACCACCUCCACUGUCAUCAGAUGAAUGGCAGAAGGUGAAACAGCGCUCCCUCCUGCAAGGGGACUCCAUGCAGCCAUGCCCCAUCUGUAAAGAAGAAUUCGAGCUUCGUCCUCAGGCCCCAUGCGGCUGUGCAGACAACUCGGGGGCUUCCCAGGAGCAGCUGUGUCCCAGCGUAGGAAGGAUGAAAGCAGAGGAACUCUUAAGUUGGUGCUGCUUUCAUGCUCCCAUGUGUUCCACAAGAAAGAACCAGUAUCAAACCCGAGUGAUACACGAUGGAGCCCGCCUGUUCAGAAUCAAGUGUGUGACCAGAAUCCAAGCCUACUGGAGAGGAUACAUUGUUAGAAAGUGGUACAGAAACCUGAGGAAAACAGUACCUCCCACAGACGCCAAGUUAAGAAAAAAAUUCUUUGAAAAAAAGAGACAGGGUUUCGUUAUAUUGCCCAGACUGGCCUCAAAUUCCUGGGCUGAAGCGAACCUCCCACCUCAGCCUCCGUUAGCUGGGAUUACAGGCAAGAGCCACAGGCUAGGGCAGUGGCUUUCAGACUUUUCCUCAACCACAGUAAGAAAUAUCUUCUAAACAAUGUUAACAGAAAAACCAAACUCUGUGAAGUAUUUUAAAGAAGUUGACUCUGAGCUGAUAUGAGUGACUGCAGGCCAGGAAACCCACCCACUCUCAAGGAGUCCUGAGAAAGUGCACCCUGGGCAGUCGGAUCACGGUUUGGUUUCAUACAUUUUAGGGAGGUGGGAAUUACAGGCAAAGAACAUCAAUCAGUACAUGGAAGUUAUACAUUGGUUUGGCCAGAAAGGCGUGACAUCUUGAAGUGGGGGCUUACAGAUUAUAGGUGGAUUCAGAGAUUCUUUAUUUGCAGUUGGUUAAAGGAGUAGGGCUCUAUCUAAAUACUGGAGUCAGCAGAAGGGAAUGUCUAAGUUGACGAUGCUGUGCAGCCUAGACUGAUGGCCUGCGGCGUGACUGUCCCUUGCCGGGCAUGGCCUUAGGUCUUGUUUGUACUUUGGUUUCUUACUGCCUCAGACUGUGUCAUCAGCCUUAUCACUUUUAAAGGAAUACUGGUCACUUGAGCUUAAACUCCAGCAAAGAGUGGGCAUAAUAAGGGGUGUCUCACCUUUCUUCCCAUCGUGGCUGGAAAUUCCAUUGUUAAGGUUUUCCUAGGGCCCCCUUGGCCAAGACGGGGUUCGUUCUGUUGCUGGGGGCCUUAGGAUUUUUUUUUUUUUUUUUUUUGAGACGGAGUCUCAUUCAGCUACCCAGGCUGGAGUGCAGUGGCACGAUCUUGGCUCACUGCAACCAUCGUCUCCCAGGUUCAAGCAAUUCUCCCAUCUCAACCUCUUGAGUAGCUGGGAUUACAGGCACCCGCCAUCGUGCCCAGCUAAUUUUUGUAUUUUUUAGUAGACACAGGGAUUCCCCAUGUUGGCCAGGCAGGUAUUGAACUCCCAGCUUCAGGUGAUCUGCCCGCCUUGGCCUCCCAAAGUGCUGGGAUUACAGGCGAGAGCCACCAUGGCCCGGCCAGGAUUUUAUUUUUAGCUUACAGCAAUGACCCACCACAUGUAUACAUUUAACAGAAACAACUUUCACAAAGCAAAAUCUACUUUUACUGCAGGCACCACACUGUGAUCAUUUUUAUUCCAUUUCGUUUCCAAAGUGCUGGGCCUACUACAUUAAUGUUAUGGGUCACUGAUGGGUUGUAGUAUCAGCAUGUCUGCAUUAUCAAUAACUGCCACUUUAAACGUAAUACAAGUGACCGUGUUAUCCGCUGAACUGUCAUCUUACCUCAUUCAAGUUUCAAGUGUGGGGGUGGGGAGGGACAGAUGUAUACAUACACACACACACACACUCAGAUCAUAGUGAGGUUCUACUCAUAAUCUGUUACAUGAAUAGGCAUCCUAUCAUGUAACUCUUGCCCACUUAUCCCAUUUGGCCAUAAACACUUAAAAUCUGUAAAGUCAGAUCUCAUGUUAAAUAAAUGAAGAUUGAACUUACUGUAAAAUAGUGUAUUAGCAGUAGGUAGUAGUUGCCUAUAUGGGUCCAUGCCCUGUAUGCUUGUAUGCCUGUAUGAGUAGAACUCAACGGCUGUCCUUUAUAAUAAAGACCAUUUCUUCAUCAUUUACCAAAUGACCUCACCAUUCGAUGCUUUGUUUCUACCUUUCCAACCAAUAAACUCAUUCUGUGAGCGAUGGGAAUCCUCUCAGAAAUGUUAAUCUACAAUUUUAGGAUGCCCUGCAUGUUUAAUGGAACCCGAAAGGUUAUUGAACUAGGUUAUUGAAUUUCACAUUACCCAGGUGUGAUGAUUAAUUUAUGUGUCAACUUGACUGGGCUAAGGGAUGCUCAGGUUAUCUGGUUAAACAUUAUUGCUGCGUGUGCCUGUGAGGUAUUUCCAGAUGAGCUGAGCAUUUGAAUCAGUGGACUCAGUAAAGUGAAUUGCGUGUGCGCAUGGGCACGGUCUCACUGUCUUGCGCGUGCUUUCUCUCUCUCUGUCUCUGCCUGACUGCUUCAGCUGGGACGUUGGUUUUCUGUAGAUACACAGAAAGGGAGGUGUACCCAUAUAAAUAGAAAUCAUUUUAAAAUUACAAAAUUGUUGUAUACAACUUUAUGCAAUUAGAACUGAAAAUAUAAUUGAAAUUACUUCCUGUAAAAACAGCAAACAUGGAAAGAAAUUUAAAGUAUGAAAUGACUGGAAAAAAUUAUAUGAGCAUCUCAGUUUUUACUGAAAAGAUAUUAAAUAAAAUUUAACAGCCAUUCUUUUUUUUUU
Molecule: messenger RNA, 3354 nt
Organism: Symphalangus syndactylus (siamang)
Lineage: Eukaryota; Metazoa; Chordata; Mammalia; Primates; Hylobatidae
Gene: RNF32
Product: ring finger protein 32
Molecular function (GO): protein binding
Source: RefSeq, a predicted model, not a curated record